Molecule: messenger RNA, 6393 nt
Organism: Penicillium salamii
Lineage: Eukaryota; Fungi; Ascomycota; Eurotiomycetes; Eurotiales; Aspergillaceae
Source: the annotation of a GenBank genome assembly
AUGACCAUGGCGCCAGAUAGCCCGAGCCGGGACAACGAUGAAAAUGCUCCGCCAAACCAGAUUCCAUUACAGGAUCUCUCCAAAUCGGGAGAUUCCCGCGAGCGUGGCAGAAGUCGCGCGACGACCAGUCUCUUCUCACGACCGUCGCUAGCCAGGAGGGGGUCGCGGAGGAACUAUGAAAGUGUCGCUGAGGAUUCCCCCAUUGAUUCGGCUGGACCGAGCAGGAAUCCAUUUCAACACCCGCAGACCGGCUUCAACGAUGUCACCUCACCGAUUGACGACCUCGGAGGCUUCGCGCAAGCAAUGUCAUCAGUUGGCCUCAGCUUCGAUGGACCGCAAUCGAGGGCGUCCGUCGAGGGCCCCUCGGCGUCCAGGGGCUUCGAUGAUGCUGCUUCGGACCUCGAUGUCGUGCCUCUAGACCCGUACGAUCCCCACGAUCCCCACGGUGGUUACAACGCCCCCGCAGAUGAAGACACGGUGGGACUGACCGAUCCUCGAUACCUCCAACCGAUGAGUGGUGCGGCCGGCGCAUCAGAGAGACGGAGUACGGACACUGGUGGCCACUCUUCGCAUCUCAGUGGUUCACGACUCGGCGAUGAUCUGCCGCAUCUAGAGGAGGGCCUGGGAAGUCGUCGUGGUAGCAGUGCGCGGGAUCGGUCGCGUUCUUUGUCUCCAUCGGCCUCAGGUGGAGCGUUGCAGCGCGCUAGCUCCAUGGUCAAAUCCAUGUCACAGCGUGUGGUCAACCUGAGCAACGAACCGGAAGUUGUACAGCAGACGAUUGAGAGAGAGGAACUAAACAAAAAUGCACGAAUGGAUGGACCGCCAGUCCUACCCGCGAUGGUGGAUUAUGCAGACAUCUCGAAUCAGCAGGCCGAAGCAGCUCGCGAGAAGCGCGCAAGCAAGAUGUGGAAACAGCGAAACAACCCUUUCAGAGGCAGGUCACUAGGACUCUUGGGGCCGAACAAUCCACUUCGUCUGUGGCUGUGCGAUAUUUUGGUGAAUUCAUACAUGGAGCCCUUCAUUCUGAUCGUCAUCGUCAUUCAAACCAUUCUGUUGACGGUGGAAGAUUCCCUCGCCAGCUAUGCAAGACCACUGGCUUGGGGAGACAACAACCUGGACUACGUUUUCCUUGUUAUCUUUAUCAUUUAUACACUCGAGAUCGGCUCUAAGAUCCUGGUCUCUGGAUUUAUCUUCAACCCCGUCGAGUACAGCACACUAAACCGCAGCCUCGGCGUCAGGAAAGCCAUUGCGGAGAAGGGCAGGAACCUGAUUACGCCGCACCGGCAGAUGACGACCAAGAAAGCAUCAGUACUCCAGGCUGAGCCACAAGCCUCAAUUCUCCGUACCUUUACUGGGAUGAACGGGCUGGAUACCGAGGUGUAUGACGAUCCUCUGCACAAGCGCCGUGUCAGACUUGCUCAUCGUGCUUUUCUUCGACACUCAUUCAAUCGGCUGGAUUUUGUCGCCGUAGUUGCCUUCUGGGUAUCAUUUGUACUUACUUGGUCCGGUGCCGAGAAGACGCACCAAUUGUACAUUUUUCGCAUGCUGAGCUGUCUUCGUAUCUUACGUCUUCUGGCCAUGACAAAUGGCACUUCGGUGAUUCUUCGAAGUCUGAAACGAGCGGCGCCUCUGCUGGUUCAUGUUGCCUUUCUAAUUGGGUUCUUCUGGCUUCUCUUUGCCAUUAUUGGUAUCCAGAGCUUCAAGUCUAGCUUCAGAAGAACAUGUGAAUGGAUUGAUCCCGAGGGGGAGAGCAACUACUCCUUGAGUGACGCAUGGGACACUGUGCAGUUUUGUGGAGGAUACCUGGAUGGCACGACUGGGGAAAAGAUGCCGUGGCUUGAUCCCUAUGGGGCUAACGCAGGAUUUAGCCCGAAAGGAUACAUUUGUCCUCAGGGCUCUGUCUGCAAGGAAGGCUCUAAUCCAUACAAUGGAACUAUGAGCUUUGAUAACAUCAUGCACUCUUUGGAGCUGGUUUUCGUGAUCAUGAGCUCCAACACUUUCACCGACCUGCUCUACUAUACCACUGACAGCGACUACCUCGCAUCUGCUUUGUUCUUUGCCUGUGGCUUUGUCAUUCUGAGUCUAUGGCUAGUGAAUCUGCUAGUUGCGGUGAUCACUCAUUCGUUUCAGGUUAUCCGAGAAGAAAGCAAGCGCAGUGCUUUUGCUGUUCAGCAAAUUGAUAAUGUCGAUGAGGAUGAGACAAUGUCUCGCGGACCCAGCCCGCUCAAGCGCAUUUAUGAUCGGACAAAUUGGAUUUGGGUCUGCCUCAUCAUUUUCGACCUCAUAGUGCAAGCACUGAGAAGCUCCUCAAUGUCCGCUUCUCGAGCCAAGUUCAUUGACACAACGGAGCUUGUCAUAACCCUGGUCUUCCUCGUCGAGAUCAUUUUGCGCUUCGCCUCAGAUUGGAGAGUCUUCCACCGAAGACAACGUAAUUUGGUGGAUCUGUUUCUUGUGAUCAUUACCUGCGUGAUUCAAUUGCCACCUAUCAGGAAUUCAGGUCGCCCAUAUACAGUCCUCACUCUCUUCCAGAUCCUCCGAGUUUAUCGGGUUGUCCUAGCCUUCUCUGUGACCAGAAAGCUGAUCGUGGUUGUGUUCCGCAACACUGUUGGUCUUCUCAACUUGAUCUUCUUCCUCUUCUUGAUGACAUUUUUGUCUGCCAUUUUUGCCACACAGCUCUUCCGGAGUCAAAUACCAGCGGAAGAUCCAGGAGGCAAUGGCAUCAUGAUUCAGUUUUCAAACAUCUACAAUUCCUUCUUAGGAAUGUACCAAAUUCUCUCGAGUGAGAAUUGGACUACCAUUCUCUACAAUGCAACCGCAGCCACAACUCAUUUCAACACAGCCUGGAUCUCGGCCGCGUUUCUUAUUCUUUGGUUUAUCGUGGCCAAUUUCAUCAUCCUGAACAUGUUCAUUGCUGUUAUCCAGGAAAGCUUUGAUGUUUCAGAGGACGAAAAGCGCAUGCACCAAGUCCGUACCUUCCUGGAGCAGAAGCAACUGCAUGGGGCUCCCCAGGGAAACCUCGCGCUCUCGAAGAUUCUUCGACUGGGGCGAGACUCGGCCCGGUAUAAAGACCCACUUGACUCUGGUCCUGCCGCGAUGGCAUUGCUACUAAAGGAUGCCGUGGUAACUGAGUUCCUUGACGAGGAAGCUUCCCAGGCGGAACGAGAUAGACCGAAGGGCCCGCGGAGGGUGAGCACGAUGAUGGAAGGCGCUGCGCAAGACACCAUCCAGCCCGGCUGGAUUUCAAUGUUAUGGACAAGAGCAAGUACGCUCGUCAUGCGCCGGGAGCCGAAUCCUUUCUAUUCGAAGCUAAAGUUCUCCCGGGCAUACGAGGAGCUCGAUCCGCGAACAAUGGCACAAGAGGUUGUAACUGCAGCAGAGCAACGCAAACGGGACCAGCGUGACUACUUGAUCAAGCAUCCCACUUAUAACAAGUCGCUUUUCCUCUUCGAGCCAGCUCAUCCUGUUCGAAAGCUCUGCCAAAGGAUUGUCGGCCCAGGCCGUGGCCACCAGCGAGUGGAGGGCGUCGAUCCUUACAAGCCAGUGUGGUACUGCUUCUCCGCUUUCAUUUACGCAGCAAUUGUUGCCAUGGUUCUUCUCGCUUGUAUCACGACGCCAUUAUACCAGCGACAGUACUUCCGGACUGACCGCAAUUGGUUCGUCUAUACAGAUCUCGGAUUUGCCGUUGUAUUCACUGUUGAAGCCGCCAUCAAAGUAAUCGCUGACGGGUUUUUCUGGACACCAAACGCCUUUUUCCGAAGCUCCUGGGGUUUUAUUGACGGUAUUGUGUUAAUCACACUUUGGAUCAGUGUUGGUGGCUCCCUCAAAGAGGACUGGAACGUUUCCAGGGCUAUUGGAGCCUUCAAAGCACUGAGGGCAUUGCGCCUGUUGAACGUUAGCGACAGUGCCAAAGACACAUUCCAUUCUGUCAUUAUUGUCGGAGGAUGGAAGGUCGUGGCAGCUGCCGCUGUUUCAAUGAGUUUCCUCAUCCCAUUCGCAAUUUACGGUGUCAAUCUGUUCAAUGGGCAGUUGGUCAGCUGCAAUGAUGGUGAUUUCUCUGGGAAUCUGACCAAUUGCGUUGGUGAAUACUCAAGCUCACCGUACAAUUGGGAUGUCCUUGCUCCUAGGGUCCCGUCAAACUCCUACUAUGACUUUGAUAAUUUUGGUGACUCUCUCUUCAUUUUGUUCCAAAUUGUCUCCCAGGAGGGUUGGAUUGACGUGCAGGAGCAUGUCAUGGGAAUCACAGGAAAGAUGAUGCAACCAGAAGACAUGGUCGCUCCAGAGAACGGUUUGUUCUUCGUCAUAUUCAACUUGCUUGGUGCUGUGUUCGUCUUGACGCUGUUCGUGUCUGUGUUCAUGCGCAACUACACAGAGCAGACUGGUGUUGCUUUUUUGACAGCCGAGCAACGUUCUUGGUUGGAACUGCGAAAACUUCUCCGGCAGAUCUCGCCCUCGAAACGAUCUUUUACCGACAAGAGCAAGAAACUACGGCUCUGGUGCUAUCGAAUUUCAGUCAAAAAGACUGGUGGUUGGGCAUGGUUCGUGACAUCCAUUCUCUGUGUCCACCUGCUUCUACUUGUGGUCGAAUAUUAUCCUGAGCCUGUUUGGUGGGAGACUACGCGAGCUAUCAUAUUCUUUGCAUUCAUGUUUGUCUAUGUGGCGAACAUCCUGAUUCGACUGAUUGGCCUUGGUUGGCAUCGUUUCAGCCGAAGCUCGUGGGAUCUUUUCUCUCUCAUCGCUGUCCCUGGCGCUACCGUCACUUGUAUCUUGGAUCUUUCAUACAACACGCACGUCGUGGUCGAGCUCAACAAGCUUUUCCUUGUAUCCGUUGCUCUGUUGCUUAUCCCGCGGAACAACCAGCUUGAUCAGCUUUUCAAGACAGCCGCAGCCAGUCUCUCAGUGAUCGGCAACCUUUUAGCUACCUGGUUUGUCUUGUUCUUGGUUUUUGGCAUCGCGAUGAACCAAGCGUUCGGCCUCACUAAGUUUGGCGAUAACGAAGAUCACAAUCAGAACUUCCGCGAUGUUCCCAAAUCUCUGAUUCUGCUCUUCCGAGCAAGUUGUGGAGAAGGAUGGAACGAGUACAUGGAAGAUAUUGCUACGAUGGUCCCACCCAUGUGCACGUACGACUCAAACUUCCUUGCAUCUGAUUGCGGGAGUGCUGCAUGGGCUCGAUGCCUCUUUAUUGCAUGGAACUUGAUUAGCAUGUACAUUUUUGUCUCUUUGUUUGUUUCACUCAUCUUCGAGAGUUUCUCCUAUGUCUACCAGCGGAGCAGCGGGCUCUACGCGAUCAGUCGUGAAGAGAUCCGCCGGUUCAAACAAGCGUGGGCCACAUAUGAUCCAGAUGGCACGGGCUUCAUAUCCAAAGAUCAGUUCCCCCGCUUACUUGGUGAGCUCUCAGGAGUGUUUGAAGUACGGAUUUACGAGGGAGAAUUCUCAGUCGGCAGAAUCUUGGAGAAAUGCCGUGUUGAGCCUCAAAGGAACUCGAUGGCUUCAAUGGCGAGGAACUCGAUGGUCUCCUUGAAUGAACCACGGCAAUCUUUCCGGCCAAACUCUCGCAUCUCGCAUGGCGUGGAUCUCGACGAGCUUUCUCGUAUCAUCUCCAGAAUCCCGGUCAAGACCAUUCGAGAACGGCGUGAACGUUUGAAUACCUUCUAUGAAGAGAUCCUUGUGUCAGCAGACCCUGACCGCGGCAUUUCGUUCCACCAAUGCCUGAUGAUUCUUGCGCAUCACAACGUGAUCAGUGAUAGUAAGAGUCUGCGUCUGGAGGAGUUCCUGCGUCGCCGGGCACGGCUGCAGCGUGUGGAGGAAGCUGUUCGCCGCAACACUGUCGUUGGUUUCUUCGAUACUCUAUAUUGGUCUCGAGAAUUCCGCCGCAAGAUCGAGCGCAAGAAGAACGGUCGACUAAGCGUGAUCCCAACAUUCACCGUGCCAGAGAUCUUUGUUGAUGAAGGUGAUGAGCCAGGAGAUCACGAUCCAUCGGCUUCCGGUGCCAUGACGCCGCAGACACCGCAGACACAGCCCGAGUUCGACUCUGGUUUCCCGCCCAUGCUCUCGCCAGUCUCGCAACACCGACGAGCCGAGUCUAGCCCGAGCGGGCGCCAUGGAACUCUUCCUCGCCUUGAUACCAACCUUGGUGGGCUUGGAUCUGGCUCCAGUACGCCGACCAGAGAGUGGUCCAGUAUCAGUCCAUCGCGCACCCCGCGGGAGAUGUAUGGGAAUCGUACUUCCUUUGAUACGACUGAGACCCACGAGACAUCUUCGGCCAGUCAUCACUCUCGCGAGAAUAGUGCGAUGAACGCACAAGACGUCAUGAAUUCGUUGGACAACUCCGCCUGGGGCGAGAGUAUCCGGCGUAGUUUCACGCAUCGACGACCGGGUGACCGAACUACUGAAUAG